Molecule: messenger RNA, 1695 nt
Organism: Daldinia caldariorum
Lineage: Eukaryota; Fungi; Ascomycota; Sordariomycetes; Xylariales; Hypoxylaceae
Exons: 3
Coding region: 1-1695 (564 amino acids)
Source: RefSeq, a predicted model, not a curated record
AUGGAUACCCCCUAUCAAGAAUUACAUGAUCUUUACGUUACCAGGCCAACUCCUUUAGAUUCGGUCGAGGAGUUGUUUAGGGAUCUGGGGAAUCCACUGGACAACGAUAAGAAUUAUCUUUACUCGAUCGAUAAGCUCGACGUCAAGUACAGAUGGGUUCUGCAGGAAUUUCUUAUAAAGGCUGCUUCUUCUCCCCCGGAUCAUCCAUAUCUCCAAGCGAUCAAAAACGCUGCAAAUCAGGUCCUAGAGUAUACCCUCCGCCUACAUAAUGCUUUCGUUGAACGCCUAGCCCAUAUAUCGCUAUGCUAUGAAAGGGAUCCCCGAAGACCUUACGAAUAUCAUUUCUUUUGGACUUGCAAAUGGGUCUACCAGGGCAGGAGAAUUGAGAAGCUAAUGUCACCUGGUAAGAGGGCCCACCGGAGUGAAGACGAAAUCACCGGCGGGAGCAAUAACGAAAGGGACAACAAUAUGAAUGCCGAAACAAGGAUCGUCGAUGAAAAGAAUGGCAAAGGUGGAGACCACGACGGUCCGGACAACCAGAAUAAGGAUGAUAACUCUGCAGACAGCAACGACACAACUCCAACUUCCAACCCCAACAAGCCUCCCACGUUACCAACAGGGCAAUGCGCCAGAUGUGGCGCUUCAGAAGCAUCACUCAUUUGUACUGACUUAGACUUGCCAGUCCACACACCGCUGUGCCUUCGUCGUGUGCAGCUUUCGAAGGUUUCGCUGGUCCUGUGCAAAUUCAUGUCUGUCGUGGAGUCUCUAGCAACUACCUUUGUCGUCAAUUCAUCCUGGGAAGAGAGUGACAUGAUUAUGUUAAAAGAACGUAUUCCAUAUCUAGAGGCUAUGUGUGGAAAAUACAUCAUGCAUAGGUUUCCUAAUAGCCUCCCAUCUCAAUCAAUAGGGUCGGGAACAGUCUUUGAAGACCAGUAUGCUCGGGAGGUGAUAUACCUAGUUCGCCCUCUGAAAGAGUUUAUCUUAGACGAGCUAUGUCAAGACUUUAAGAUAGUCACAGUUCUCGUCAAGAAUGCCAGCAGCUCGGUCUGUUACCAAUACGAUCAUAGCAUAAGGAAGUCCAACAUGAUGGAUCCUCAUUAUGUUCUUCGACUGACACUGCUAGGCGGAGAGAAGUUCGCUCUUGAUCUCGCGGCAAAGCGUUUCGGGUGGGGAAAUUAUCUUAUGCCCUGGGACGUUUUCGAGAACGAGCGAAUCUGGAAAAUUGUCGAUACAACUCGUACGGCCCCAACUGACUUCAGAGACCCCUCCGUCCCCGCCGCAUACUCGGUCAGCAUCCACAAGGAAAUGUUAGGCGACCUAAUCGACGAAACACAAAUAUACAUGGGCAUAGCCACCAGCGGAGAGUCUUUCUUAGAUGUACUGACAAGAAUCAGUAAGGUAGAGUACAGGAUCUGGGAAGCGGGUUACAUCGAAGCUUUGAUGAAGUACUGCGUGGAAGUGGCCGAAUUGCGCCUCGCCGAGUGUCGUGGCUACAUGUACCUCAACCCGGAUUGCGGCUUGCAAAUCACAACUCAUAGAAAAGACCAUGUGGCCUUGGCAGAUGUCUGGCUGUCGGAGGAAGAAGCCGCAGACCUCAAGGACGAGCGGGAAGAGGCGCUGAAUGCAAUAUGGAGGGACCGUAUCAACCUAUGCCGUGUGAAUUUCAAGUGCGCUCCGCUGUGGACUGGAGAGUGA